This is a messenger RNA of Hemiscyllium ocellatum (epaulette shark), 3923 nucleotides long. RefSeq names its product OPA1 mitochondrial dynamin like GTPase (gene opa1). The coding region runs from base 134 to 3109 and encodes 991 amino acids. The transcript is spliced from 31 exons. Lineage: Eukaryota; Metazoa; Chordata; Chondrichthyes; Orectolobiformes; Hemiscylliidae. Gene Ontology annotation, molecular function: GTP binding; GTPase activity; microtubule binding. The record is from RefSeq and is a predicted model, not a curated record. Gene Ontology annotation, cellular component: cytoplasm; microtubule; mitochondrial membrane. Gene Ontology annotation, biological process: mitochondrial fusion.
CACCGAAACCGAGUCUAAUCCUGUCCUUGUAGUGUGUCCGGACAUCUGUAUUUCUAAUAGGUGUCAGUGACCCGCAGCAAAACGCAGAACCUACUCUUUCUGGCAAACCUUGUGAAGCACUGUUGGUAUUAAAAUGAAGUUCCCUGCUCAAAGACUGUACUCAUUGUCACGAACAAUUCAUCACCUGAAUACACCAUGCAUUAAUUCUCGCAAGCUACACUGGAAUUCUGCAGCUCGGCCAUACUCCACCUUCAAGAGGUUUUCACUGAGGGCAGCCAAGCCACUUCCUUUGAAAGUUGAAUACUAUCCCUAUAGAAGUUUCAUUCUAGCUAGAUUGGCAACCCGACUGUUAAAAAUUCGCUAUCUUGUACUGGGAUCAGCAGUAGGUGGUGGUUAUACAGCAAAGAAGACAUAUGACCAAUGGAAAGAAAUGAUGCCAGAUCUAACAGCGUACAAAUGGAUAAUUCCAGAUUUUAUCUGGGACCUCGAUGAACAUAUAAACUUUGAAAAAUUUAAGGAAAUAUUCUCUGAUGCGGAACUUGCUAAGUUACUACCUGAUUUUGAUAAGGUUGGAGAAAGCCUUAAUCAGCUGAAAAGUCUGCUAUCUCCAGGUGAAAAUUUAUAUAAUGAAGUCAAAGGAGUCUAUGAUCUGCUUCUGUUAGAUUCUGCUGAAGGUUCUACUACUAUGAAAGCAUCAGAUACUCAAGGGUUUGACAGCAAUGGGAAACAGUAUAAGAAGGGUGUGCUUGGGGAGCUCAUUCUAAUCCAGCAGCAAAUCCAGGAGCAUGAAGAAGCAGCACGCAGGGUCGCCGAACAGUUAAGCUCUGGCUCCUCUCAACAGAAACGAAAGGUUUCGGACAAGGACAAAGCUGAACAGUUGCAAGAAGAACUUCUCCGCACACAGUUGAAAUAUCAACGAAUUCUUGAACGUCUAGAGAAAGAAAACAAAGAACUGCGAAAACAGGCUCUCCAGAAAGAUGACAAAGGCAUUCACCUAAGGAAGAUGAAGAAGUCUCUGAUUGACUUGUAUUCCGAAGUAUUGGACAUUCUGUCAGACUAUGAUUCCAACUAUAACACCCAGGACCAUCUCCCAAGGGUAGUUGUAGUUGGAGACCAAAGUGCUGGAAAGACCAGUGUUCUGGAAAUGAUUGCUCAAGCUAGGAUAUUUCCUCGAGGAUCUGGUGAAAUGAUGACCCGUGCACCCGUUAAGGUAACAUUGAGUGAAGGACCUCAUCAUGUGGCGGUGUUUAAAGACAGCUCACGAGAAUUUGACCUGACCAAAGAUGAGGAUCUAGCAGCAUUGCGCAAUGAAAUUGAAAUAAGAAUGAGAAAUAGUUUAAAGGAAGGGCAAACUGUCAGUCCUGAGACCAUCUCAUUAAGUGUGAAGGGUCCCGGUCUGCAACGAAUGGUACUAGUUGAUCUUCCUGGCGUUAUUAGUACUGUGACAUCGGGAAUGGCUGCUGACACCAAGGAUACAAUUUUUAGCAUAAGCAAGGCUUACAUGCAGAAUCCAAAUGCUAUUAUCCUUUGCAUCCAAGAUGGUUCUGUAGAUGCUGAACGCAGCAUUGUCACUGACCUGGUUAGCCAAAUGGACCCCCAAGGCAGAAGAACUAUCUUUGUGUUGACUAAAGUGGAUCUAGCAGAGAAAAACCUGGCUAGUCCCAGUAGGAUUCAGCAGAUUGUGGAAGGCAAGUUGUUCCCAAUGAAGGCUCUGGGUUACUUUGCAGUAGUUACUGGCAGAGGGAACACCAAUGAAGGUAUUGAUUCCAUAAAGGACUAUGAAGGAGAUUUCUUUCAGAAUUCAAAAUUAUUGAAGACGGGGAUGCUAAAAGCACAUCAAGUGACGACUAAGAACCUGAGCUUAGCGGUAUCUGACUGUUUCUGGAAAAUGGUGCGUGAGUCUGUGGAACAGCAGGCUGAUGCAUUUAAAGCUACUCGAUUUAACCUUGAAACUGAAUGGAAGAACAACUAUCCUCGGCUGAGGGAACUAGACAGGAACGAACUGUAUGAAAAAGCGAAGAAUGAGAUUCUGGACGAAGUGAUCAGCUUAAGUCAGGUUACUCCGAAACACUGGGAAGAGAUUCUACAACGGAAGCUGUGGGAAAGAGUCUCGACACAUGUGCUAGAGAACAUUUACCUUCCUGCUGCUCAGUCUGAGAAUUCGGGCACAUUCAAUACUACAGUAGACAUCAAACUCAAACAGUGGACUGACAAGCAACUACCUCACAAAGCAGUAGAGGUUGCUUGGGAAACGUUGGAGGAUGAGUUUGCUCGUUUUAUGUCGGAACACAAGGGGAAGGACCAUGAUGAUAUCUUUGAUAAACUAAAACAAGCUGUUAAAGAUGAAAGUAUAAAACGACACAAAUGGAAUGAGCAGGCUGAAGACAGUCUGCGAGUCAUCCAGCACAACGCUUUAGAGGAUCGUUCUAUAUCUGACAAACAGCAGUGGGAUGCAGCAAUCCAUUUCCUGGAAGAAACAUUGCAAGCCCGUCUUCGAGACACUGAGUCUAUAAUUCGUGAUAUGGUGGGACCAAAUUGGCAAGAAAGGUGGUUCUACUGGAAAUCACAAUCUAAGGAACAGCACAUCAGAAGUGAAACCAAAAGUGAGUUGGAGCGGCUAUUAAAGAUUAACGAAGAUCACACAGCUUAUCUUGCCAAUGAUGAAGUCACGACAGUUCGUAAAAAUCUGGAAGCCAAAAGUGUAGAUGUGGAUACCAUUCUGAUCAAAGAUACUUGGCAUCAAGUUUACCGAAAACACUUCUUGAAGAAGUCAUUACAUCAUUGUAAUCUUUGUAGAAGAGGUUUCCACUAUUACCAAAGGCAUUUUGUUGACUCUGAGCUGGAUUGCAAUAAUGUUAUCCUGUUCUGGCGUAUUCAACGAAUGCUAGCUAUUACAGCCAACACACUCCGCCAACAGUUAACAAAUACUGAAGUGAGACGUCUUGAAAAGAAUGUAAAGGAAGUAUUGGAGGACUUUGCUGAAGAUGAUGCGAAAAAAGUUCAGCUACUAACAGGAAGGAGAGUUCAACUAGCAGAAGACCUCAAAAGAGUUCGUGAGAUUCAAGAAAAGUUAGAAGCAUUCAUUGAAGCUCUACAUCAAGAAAAAUAGCAAUGUCUUUUUCAGCCCCUGACAUGGAGCUUUGUGUCAUGAGAUGUUGCUUGAAUCAGGAACCACUAUCUGAAGGGCUACAGAGAGACUCAAAAGUACGAGUAAACACACCUCUGAAGACAUCACUUCACAAAUUGUGUAUAUUAAAACUGGAAGCACAUUUAGGUUCUCCAUAUAUUCUACUUUCUGAGUGGAGAAUUCAUGAGCAAUGUUUUACUUGCAUUUUUAUAACAACUCUGAUUACAAAAGCUUCAGCUUAUCACGUUUUCUAUUGUAACAUGCAGUGUCCUGAAACACAUUAAAAUGUUGAUUGUUUAAGUGCCCAAAAGAAGAUUAAGCACUGCUGUGUAUGUGAGAGCUGAUGAACUGUUUUUGUCAAAUGUAACAUUUUUUGUGCAAAUAUUUUAAUUGUUUCUCUCAUAUCCAGCUCAAUAAGAAAUAACGAAUAGCUGUCUAAAAUUGCAUUCAUUGGGAAUGAUAUAGUCUACUUCUGUCAUCUACUUCAAAGGUGCACUGGCUUGCAUUUAUUCAUUCAGAAGAAAAAAACUGCAUCUCUGUAAUUCUCAGGAGAGAAAUAAAAUGCAAAAUUAAAGUUUGUGUCAGAAAAAUUUUGUCUGGAGUAAAAUGAAAGUCAUAUCCAGUGUGGUUUCCAUUUGGAUCCUUCGAUAUUGGUUCUGUAGUUGUGCAGUAGAAUCCUCAGAAUUUAUGCGAAUGCUUAUAUAAAUGAAAAAAGAUUAUCAUAGUUUGUGAAUUUUCUUUGCAAGUGUCCAGGUCAUGCUUAAUGUAAUUAGUGAGGAGUCAUGUAUUUAUUGAA